Molecule: messenger RNA, 396 nt
Organism: Fusarium keratoplasticum
Lineage: Eukaryota; Fungi; Ascomycota; Sordariomycetes; Hypocreales; Nectriaceae
Exons: 2
Coding region: 91-396 (101 amino acids)
Source: RefSeq, a predicted model, not a curated record
AUCCUUCAGUUCCAACGCGCAUCUCAGGCUUCAAAGAUCACUCUCAACUUCCACUUCCAACUCAACACACUCAAUUUACACAACACCAACAUGUCUUCCCGAGGUUACGAGGACUCUCCUUCUGGCGAGUUCCAGGAGAACUCCUAUGUCUCUCGCCCUGGUGAAAAGGCAGAGCCCAUUCCCGUGCAGGCCGACUCCGACACGGUGGAGGACCCAAUUGAUGCGAACAACGCGGACACCGAUGCGCAACUCGAGCGCGAUGAUGCCGAUGCUAUCGACAAGAGCAACAUCAUUGAUGAGCGUACCCGAGGCGCGACUAAGCCUGGUGGUACCUACAAGGAGCCUGGCGAUGUGGAGGGACUGCCUGAUGAUACUGGUCGAAGCUCCAACCGAUAG